AGCUUGUGACAGAAUUGGCGCGCGGGGUAAUCCGUCAACGCCGUCAACAUCAAUGGGAAAAAUAAUAGAGAAAGCGAUUCAAUUGAAAACCGAAGACCAGAGCUAUUUUAAUCAAAAUGGAAGUUCGAGAGAUGAAGCCUGGAAUUAAGAACAUAACCAUUAAUUUGAUUAUUCUUGAUAUAGGGCGGCCAAACAAGACAAUGGAGGGCCAUGACGUGCGCACCUGUCGGGUGGCGGACCGGUCCGGCUCGAUCAACAUGUCCGUUUGGGACGAGCCCGGCGGACUGCUUCAGACGGGAGACAUCAUUCGUGUCACGAAAGGAUACACAAACAUCUGGAAGAAUUGCCUCACGCUGUAUGUGGGAAAGGGCGGCGAUCUCCAGCGCAUCGGCGACUUCUGCAUGGUGUUUUCGGAGCUCCCAUUCAUGAGUGAGCCGCAGACGGAAGCUCAGCAGCAGCAGCAGCAGCAGCAGCAGCCUGCGCAGCCGUCGGCGGCGUCGCAGCAGGCCGCGCCGCCGGCGCCGUCAGCCCCGGCCGGCAGCGGCCCGCCACCGGCGCUCGUCGGCAACCACAACGGCGCGCGCGACUCGCGCUCGGCGGCCGGCGGUCACCGCGGUGGUGGCGGCGGCGGCUGGCAGGCCGGCCGCGACCCGCGCAACCAGCCGUUCGGCCGCUCGCAGCCGGGCCGCGGCCGCUCCGGCGGCGACCCGAGGACCAAACGGUAGCCGGCCGCGGCGCGGGUGUGCUGUGCUGUGUGCAGAACUCAGCCGCCGCCGUGUGCAGGGUUUGGUGGACCAGACGGCAGCGUUAUUAUAUGUGUUUGUCGUGGACAGGACAGCGCUGCUGCACUGUAUUUCGUUGAGUGAGAAUGGACCACGAGCUGAGUGAUGGAACGGUUUAGACUUUGACAUGCCAACUGUGUGGUCGGCAGAUGGGAAACAAGGAUGACAUGGCCGAGCUGAGCGCUCAUGGUAGACGUGCUAGUGACCUGCCACUCUGUGGCGUCCCUCAUUUGCUGGCUGUGAUGUCCGUCGGCUCUCGUCGUGAUAGCUUCACGCUGCCGUGGGCGUUAGAGUGAAAUAACCACAGCGUUACGGGCUGUUGGCAUUCUUCCAUUACUAUCCACCGAGGUAGUGCAAUCACAAUGACGGUCGGGCAUUGUGCUGUUUCAAGCCACGUAGUGUCGGUGUUGAGACUGCAUAUUGAUGAUUGCUUUGUGCCGUACCUCGACAGUGAACAACGAGCGUUCACACCCUGCCAAAACUUGCUACUUCGUUUCCGUUCAAUACGAUGUUAGGUACUUUCAAACCGUAAAACAGUCGGUUGUUGUGCUUAUUGCCCCGGGCUUAUGUAGAGUUUGGUGGUAGUUUUCUUUUUUCACUUGUUUCAACAUAAAACACGAAUCAAAAGAUUUGUCAACAAAAGCCUCUAAGAAUGUUCACCAUCGCUGGUGUUGUAAGGCGCCUGUCUGUAUGUCCCCGUAAUGCCGUGCAUUGUGAUGUGGGUAAUGUGUACGGCCUGAUAUUCAUGUGGUUUUAAGACAGGUCACUGCGGGAUUUUGCGAUCUAAUUUUGUCUGGUGCACUGUCAGCAUUGCUGUCGCCUGUCAUUGCUAUCGUUUUCAUAGAAGUUCGCUAGGCCCUGUGCUUUAGUGUCCCAAUAAUUUUUGUAUGUUCCUUUUUGCGGCCGUGUGUCACUAGUUCAUCAAUAUGUCGGAGAAGCUGCUUGUCUUAUUGGACGAGAUUUCAAAUGCCGCCUUCGGUGAAAAUAUAUGCAUUUCGACAAACAAA
This is a messenger RNA of Amphibalanus amphitrite, 1789 nucleotides long. RefSeq names its product SOSS complex subunit B1-B-like. Gene Ontology annotation, cellular component: SOSS complex. Bases 117 to 725 code for a protein of 202 amino acids. The record is from RefSeq and is a predicted model, not a curated record. NCBI's taxonomy places the organism in Eukaryota, Metazoa, Arthropoda, Thecostraca, Balanomorpha, Balanidae. Gene Ontology annotation, molecular function: DNA binding. The transcript has 5 exons. Gene Ontology annotation, biological process: response to ionizing radiation; mitotic cell cycle checkpoint signaling; double-strand break repair via homologous recombination.